CCCUUUCUCAAUUUGGGAGCAGGCCCUCUGUCCAUCCCUCUGACUCCUGGCACGUGGAGCAUCAGACAAAGGCAAGAAGAGAAACCCUGGCCUUAAAAUUCCAAAAGAAGCGUUUGAGCAGCCUCAGACCAGUUCCACGCCACCUCGAGACUUAGACUCCAAAGCUUGCAUUUCUAUCGGAAAUCAGAACUUUGAGGUGAAGGCGGAUGACUUGGAGCCGAUAGUGGAACUGGGGCGAGGAGCUUACGGGGUGGUGGAGAAGAUGCGCCACGUGCCCAGUGGGCAGAUCAUGGCGGUGAAGCGGAUCCGAGCCACAGUCAAUAGCCAGGAGCAGAAACGGCUACUGAUGGAUCUGGAUAUUUCCAUGAGGACCGUGGACUGUCCUUUCACCGUCACCUUUUAUGGCGCCCUCUUCCGGGAGGGUGAUGUCUGGAUCUGCAUGGAGCUCAUGGACACAUCACUAGAUAAAUUCUACAAACAAGUGAUUGAUAAAGGCCAAACAAUUCCAGAGGACAUCUUAGGAAAAAUAGCAGUUUCUAUUGUAAAAGCAUUAGAACAUUUACACAGUAAGCUUUCUGUCAUUCAUCGAGACGUCAAACCUUCUAACGUACUGAUCAACGCUUUGGGCCAAGUGAAGAUGUGUGAUUUUGGAAUCAGUGGCUACCUGGUGGACUCUGUGGCUAAAACGAUCGACGCGGGGUGCAAGCCGUACAUGGCCCCUGAAAGAAUAAACCCAGAACUCAACCAGAAGGGUUACAGUGUGAAGUCUGACAUCUGGAGCCUGGGCAUCACCAUGAUUGAGUUGGCCAUUCUUCGGUUUCCUUAUGAUUCUUGGGGCACUCCUUUUCAGCAGCUCAAACAGGUGGUGGAGGAGCCAUCGCCCCAACUACCAGCAGACAAGUUCUCGGAAGAGUUUGUUGACUUUACCUCAAAGUGCUUGAAGAAGAAUUCCAAAGAACGGCCAACAUACCCAGAACUUAUGCAACAUCAAUUUUUCACCCUUCACGAAUCCAAAGCAACAGAUGUGGCAUCUUUUGUAAAACUGAUUCUUGGAGACUAAACUCAGUGGACUCAAUCGGUUGACCCUCCUGUGAACUGGGACACAAAACCUGAAUUCCAGAGCCUUCAAAAUGAAAUUACCCUUCUGGGGGAGCACAUUGCUACCAGAUACAUCACUCACCACCUGUGUCUACAAAGAAGAUGUGUCAUUUUUCUGAGGUUUAGAGAGUCACUGUUUACAGCUGUGCAGGGGCAUACUUCCAGAGCAGGAGUGUUUGGAAUCAAGACUCAAGUUGAGGUUUAUCUUUUUAAUUCCUGAUCCUGAUUCUCUUUUUUUUUUUUUUCAAGCAAAUUUCUCUCAGAGUCUUUCUCCUAUCUGAGGUGAAGAGAAUUUGGGCCCAAGUGGAAACAUAAAGCAAGAUCAAGACUUUGUGGUAGGGAUUUUUUUUUUUUUGUAAGAAAUCAAUUACCACCUGUCACACAAAUGUGUUAAUAGAGUUUAAAACUAUCCAACUUGGUUGCCUGGGACUUUCCAUAUCUUGGUAUUACUUGUAUUGGCAUCUGACCUAGGACAUUGAACUUUUCAUUCUUAGGAGUUUACCUUUUGAUUGUCAGGAGCUUUGCAUUAUGUUUCUUUCUCAGAGUUGUCAGUUGCAACAGAUUUCUUUGGAGGAAGUUACUCUUAACCUGCAUGGGCUUUCCCCAGGUGAUAGAUACUUUUGCAUUUGUGAGAUUUAGGGUUUUUUCUUAAGAGUGAAGCUAGUGGCCUUUAGACUUGGAGAUUGAGCUUGAGUAAUGCAGGGGAAAGUCGUGGCACUUGGGCACUUUCAUGUGGAAAACCAGACAACCUAAGUGAUCCCUUGAGUUUGUGUCUUUAACUAGGACUUCCUUGAUUGCAUCUGCUUGUUUUUAUUCUUCUGCCCAUCAAAGAUGAAACAAGCUAACUUAAAACUCUUGAUUAAAUGAAAGGAAUGGUUCUAACCAUUUUCAACAACAAAAGAUCUGGGUCAGCAAUUCUGCAUUAGUCUGCCUCAAUGGACUGUUGUUCUCAAGUCUCAAAGAUGUAAGGGAGAUAAUCUAAAAGAACUUUUACCAAACCUCAUCCAAAAUAUAGGAUCUUGUAAUAAGAACUUCCAUUUGGUCUUUCAGAAAGAGCAGCUGGGUUAAGCAUCUGUUCCCCUAAGUCAUCUUGUGGUAGAAAUGAGCAGUUGGCAUCCUUUGUAUUGAAGACAUCAAGCUAUUUCAGCAUAGCGAGUCAGGGCACUCACUGGCUUUGGGGAAAACCAUUGGACUUUGGAUCUUAAGGCUAAACAGGGAUGCGAGGUAGUGUUUGGGAGCUGGGAGAUUUGAUAAAUGCAACAAAUAGUAUUAAACCAGGAACCCCACAGAAGAGCGGGCUGAUAAAAGGAGGUGGCAGAAGGUGUAUCCGAAGACUUAUUUUCAGUGUUACUAUAAGGAUGAUCUCCUGGAGAAAACCCACCUAAAAACAUUUAUAAUUUUUGUCCCUUAAAAAUAUUGAACAUAAGAAGAUUCAGCAUAUGGCACUGACUGAUUUCUGAACAUUUUCUCUAGUUUCCCUUGUAAUGUUGACUCUAUAUCAUUUUACAACAGUGUUAACCCAGAAAAAAAGGCAAAUUAUUAGAAUGGUGUUCAAAAACUUUGAGGAAUAUGCACCCCAUCCAUCAGCUACCUUCUGGGUAAAGAAAAAUGAAAGUUUGCAACAAAAUGAAGCUUUAAUUGUUAGUCCUGGAGACAGACAUUGUUAAGAAAGGUGGACACCAAAAGUGAUCUGAUGAGAAUUAUUUUUCCACAAUGCGGAGAACUGUGAAUCUUCUUAGAAAUACACUACAGGUCUUCACUGAAGAGCUAGGAUUUAUAAUUUUAAACCAUGACACUCAAAAUUAGUUUGAAUUUUCAGAAGCAAUGAAUUGUGUGGAAGACAAUUUCUGAUUUCAAGGUGUGUAUCUCAAUGUGUCCAGAAUGUGGGAAGCUGAGAGUCAGAUGCACAGAGUGGAUCUCACACUAUGUUUAGUGGUACCCCUGGAGGGUUUCUUGUUAAUAAGAGAAGGGGAAGAGAGUGCAGUGAAAGGUUUACCUUGCCCAUUUGAAACCCCCAUCACCCUCCAAUCAGCAUAUUUGGCUACCAGUGAAUCUGUGGCUUUAAUUAAAGGCUUCAGAAUUUAAAUGAUAGUGAAAGGGCCUCAAAACAGCCCAAGAUCCUGAGGAAUUUUGUAGCCAGUGUUGCCUGUGAGUCCCUGAGUUGUGCUAUGUUGAACAUACUCAUGGGGUUUGAAGGCUGAAAAACAAGAAGAGAAGACCAUUUGUUUUUACGUUUAUGCAUGAAUCAUUUGAAAGAAAGUGUGGACGUCAAUAUAGGAAGACCAUGCAUCUAGAUUUUUAAGUUGGUUAUUUUUCUAACUCGGUUGAGGAGGAGGACUGAGGAGUAGGGAGGAGUGGUGUGAUCAGGCUCUUGGUAGCCAGCAGAAUUACUAAAUUUCUGCAUUGAAAAGCAGACAUCAAAAUUUUUGUUUCAUGACUGCUAGGAAAAAGUAAUCCUCAGCAUACGUUUGGCACAGAAAAGGCUAUCGUCUGAGACCCAAGCUAACUGAGUCACCUUUACUGGAUUUUGCAAAAGGUAUAGGUGGUGGACAGUAAUGAGAACCUGCUGUAGUCUUUAGAAGCCACAAGCCACAAUGGUGGAUCUAUGAUGAAUAGAAGACAAGGAGCUUCUUGGAUAUCAAUGGAAUCAUAUCAGGUGCCUUGUACACACAUCUCUGGGGUGUGUGAUGAAUUCUGAGAAUUUAAUGGGGUGGGAGAAGCUGUCAGAGCAGCCAUGUUAGAACGUUCUAGGUGUCAAACAGUUGUAAGUGGAAACGGUUUGUAGAGUUCUUGGCCAAUCUCUGUGUAUAAGCUACUGAGAUGUUUAAUUAAGGAAAUCCAGGCAAUUUCUCUCUUAUACUAUCUCUGUUUUAUUCUUUCCUCUCAAAUUUAUUUGCCAAGUGGAGUGAUUUUUCUCUAUGAACUGAAAUGAUGAAAUGAUGUUUUAAUAAAGUAACAGCCAUUUUUAGAGGAAAAGAUGCUUUCUUUACAUAAUUAACCUACUCAAUUGGAACACAUUUCUAAUUUCCCUUCCAUUUGGUCAUUUAAAGUGGAAAGAGACAUUUGGUAUAUCACUCAAGUCUCUUAUUAAACACACAGACCAUUUUUCUAUGUAAUUUGUGAAAAUCUCUCUGAGACACAAGAUGUAACUUCUAUACGGAAUUGAACUGUCCAAGCUUUUUAGUAAAAUCAGUGGGUUUUCCCAGCUUCUUUUGUGCUUUAGUUAUACUGCUGAAAUGCUGCUCCUUAGUUAAUCUGACCUUUGUGAGGAAGAAAAACAUUUCCCUUACAUUGUGUGAAUUUUAUGAUAGGCCUUUUUAUUUGUGUAUAUGAUUGCUAUUUUCCUAUGUUGCACCCCCAAAAUCUGCUUUUAAGCCAUGUUUAUUGUAAAGUGAGCUGUCGGGCAAUUGAAACAUGACUGGUCCUUGCAAUCCCUUGAUGCUAGAGUAAAGUCAUUCCAUGUGCUAGCUAGGAGACCCUACUAUUUCUUCCUGGUAGCCAAAAUAUUCUGAAAGGAGAUCAGAGAGGUGGUAUGCACCUACUCUUUGAAGCCAACACUGCCUCUUUGGAGAAUUUGAAAUGGAAGAAUGAAUUCCAUUUUGUGAAUUUUCUCUUUGCCCAAUUCCAUCAUUGGCCCUGGAUGGCACACUGUGCUGCUAGCUUUCCCUGGUGGAAAUCAUCUCUUCUUCAUGGACUGCAAUUUUUUUCUUUUUUUAAAUGAAUGAGGCAGGCUGACCUGUAGUGUAUGGAAUUCAUUAGAAGUCCAUAAAAUAAAGACCUCUAAAGCACAUGGGUAGAAUGUUUCCAUGCCUUUGAGGUGAAUGUUAAAUCCAAGCUCUGGCCCUGGGAACUUUUUGUUUGUAGCUGCAGAAUGAAAGAAGUAGAUGGGGCAAGUACUUUGCUCUGUGUUUCCUUGGGUGGAAAUGUGUGGGCCACCUUGUUUUCUUAAGGGAAAAACAUAUCUCGUCAUUGAAUGGGGGAAGGGGAAUUUGAAUAUAGAGUAAUAACAGCAAGCAGAUUCCAGGAUUAGAUUUCCAAUGACAUGCUUUAUAGGAAGGGCAGCCUCUGGUGGGCUUUGGGGGACCCACAUACAUUUUGGUUUAGGCUUCCUUGCUAUCUAAGUGCUUUAUUUUUCUUUUGGACUACUGCUUACUGUAAUUGGUGAUAUUAUUUCAGAAUCCCGAAUCCAUGGAGGUAGCUAGGGAGAAGACUUGGAGUAGGUGCAAGGAUUGGUUGAUGUAGGUAAGUUUGACAAUGUUCUCAGAUAGAUACUCAGUUGAAGAGUAACAUGACUUUGUUGGAGAACCCACCUCUCCUAGGGCCUCAUAUUUAAGAUAUUCAGCUUUCAUGCAAGUGCCAGUUCAUACUGAAUAGCAUAGAGGAUUGGCCUCUACCAGUCAAUAAACAAAGAAUUAUAAUAAUUGCCAAAGGUGGAGGAUGAACGUUUCAAUCACAGUAUCUUGUCAAAAGCCUAAUCUUCUAAUCUCCCUCUUCUUUUCUGAUGGAAGAGCCUAGUACAGUGAGAGUGAGGUUCUGAGAACAGUUCUUUGAAUCUGUGUUUUUUUUGACCCAGGAAAUCGCUGGGAGGUUGAACUGGGUGGUUGAGACACAACCCCUGGGGUGACCACUCAUGUCCCCUUUUGCCACUGCAAAAGGAAAAUGAAAUUGAGGGAUUCAUCCAACUUGGACUCCUCUUUUCAUGAGGAGCUGAUGCUUUGAUUUCCUAUCUCAGGAUAUUCUUCAGUUUCAAACUGCUGCUGAGGAAGUGCAAACUGCAGACACUGUAAUGAUUGGUCUCUGAAUAACUGUGCACAUGUAUGUGAAACUCCACAGUGUGUGUGUCGCGUUCCAUGUUGUGUCGAUCUAUGAACUGACUCAAACAACAAUUUGAAGGUAGAGAAGACAGUGAUCAUGGCAAAUGACACCCAACCACCUCUUUCUGUCAAUGUGCUAGCUAUGAUCUUCACAGCCAGGACAAAUAAUUUAAGUAUUCAGGAGUUACGUGUCCUUGAAAGAAAUGGUGUGUUGAUCUCAUGAGAAAAUGUACAACCAA
Molecule: messenger RNA, 6151 nt
Organism: Condylura cristata (star-nosed mole)
Lineage: Eukaryota; Metazoa; Chordata; Mammalia; Eulipotyphla; Talpidae
Gene: MAP2K6
Product: mitogen-activated protein kinase kinase 6
Exons: 13
Coding region: 263-1060 (265 amino acids)
Biological process (GO): protein phosphorylation; MAPK cascade
Molecular function (GO): ATP binding; MAP kinase kinase activity
Source: RefSeq, a predicted model, not a curated record